AUGGCGACCGCUGCUCUUCAAUUUUUCCAUGCCUUCGGUCUCAUGUGUAAUCUUAAAUAUCUCCAGAAACAACAGAAGUCAUCUAAAUGGAGUGCAGAAGCUGAUUUCAAGAUUACCUUAAAAUACGCCUACUUUAUUGUCAUGGGAGGACUACGUUUAGACGUCAACGACAUCCUCUCUCUUCCGGAUAUGGACCCUUACGCUCAAAAGCUUUUCAAAGACCCCGAUGCUCAUCUCAACACUGUUCGCCCUGGCCCCCCUGCUAUUAUCGCGCUCGCCAACAAGGGUCAUUGGAUCAAAAUCCGAGAGGAAGAGAUUGAUGACAAGAGUAAGGCCAAUACAAUUCAGAAGGUUCUUGUUCUUAUUCAAGUCCUCUGGAUGCUCAUGCAAUCUUUCGUGAGGUGGGGAUCUUUGCUUCCAUUUACUAUACUGGAAUACCAUACCGUGAUCCAUGUUAUUUGCGCUCUCUUUCUGUAUGCUCUGUGGUUCCAAAAACCCCUCGACAUUCAGGAGCCAAUCGUUAUUCAGCCACGAGACUUUAAAGCCGAAGUGGCCAUCAUGCUCCAGAAACAAUUCUAUAGCAGGAUGUCAUAUAGGCUAGCAAUCUUUCCUUCGAUGAAGUCACAUGAACAGUUAGCCCCGCUUGACACGAAAGGGAGACACAUGCGAUGGAUCCAUCCGGUAGCGACAGGAGAAAUGAGGGUGGGUGAUAUUCUAACUUCUGGGCUAGCUUUAUAUAGGGCAGAUAUGAGGGAGGCCACCUACAAAUCCUUCCCACACGGCACCUUGAGGCAGGAACUCUGCUCAGAAUCUGAAUGGCUGGAGUUUUCUUUCUUAAUUACAUCUCAGUUCCUCGCGAGAUGGCACGAUAUUUUGUCAAAGUUUCCCGAUGAACAAAGAGAGAACCCGCCUGAAAUACCAAGAGAUCAUUUCACACCAAGUAUACCACCCUUUGGAGAAAACAACAAGCCCGUCCUUCUCCUUAUAUGCCUCGAGGAAUUCAGACACGUGCCGAAGCUCGAUUGCGAAAGGGACUUUUGGGAGGGCAAGAGCCUUUUCACUCAAGAUAUUGCUCCUCAAUUUGAAGCACGGGGUUUCUUUGAAACAUAUAAGCCUGUAUGGAGGUUCUGGAAGUAUUGGAAGGUAUCCUUCCUUGCCACGGUCUUUUCCACGAUUUUUGGCGGUGUUCACUUAGUAGCAUGGACCUGGGUGUUUCCUACCCGAGAAGAGGAAAUACUGUGGAAGCUCAGCUGCUUUGUUAUUAUAGGUGCACUGCCUUGCUACUUUGUCAUUUCUUCCUUUGUCUGGUUCAGCACGCUUCUCAACUCACGUGUUCUCGACCUUGCACGGAAAGCACCGGAAUCUCUCAAGAAAAGCAUGAAGAAGAUGGCCAAGUUCUUUUGUGUAUGCCUACUAUGGGUUUUGGGUAUCGUCUAUAUUCUCUCGAGGCUCUUCAUUGUCGCCGAGGCUUUUGCAAGUUUGCGUUACUGCCCUGUUGGUGUUUUCGUCACCUUUCAGUGGUUGCAGCUAUUUCCUCAUUUUUAG
This is a messenger RNA of Fusarium redolens, 1545 nucleotides long. RefSeq lists its product as uncharacterized. The record is from RefSeq and is a predicted model, not a curated record. The transcript has 3 exons. The coding region runs from base 1 to 1545 and encodes 514 amino acids. Lineage: Eukaryota; Fungi; Ascomycota; Sordariomycetes; Hypocreales; Nectriaceae.